Molecule: messenger RNA, 3415 nt
Organism: Musa acuminata AAA Group (dessert banana)
Lineage: Eukaryota; Viridiplantae; Streptophyta; Magnoliopsida; Zingiberales; Musaceae
Product: phosphatidylinositol 3-kinase, root isoform
Exons: 19
Coding region: 640-3075 (811 amino acids)
Biological process (GO): phosphatidylinositol-mediated signaling; phosphatidylinositol-3-phosphate biosynthetic process; endocytosis
Cellular component (GO): membrane; phosphatidylinositol 3-kinase complex, class III, type I; phagophore assembly site
Molecular function (GO): 1-phosphatidylinositol-3-kinase activity
Source: RefSeq, a predicted model, not a curated record
UCCCCUUAUCUCCCGCCCCUCUCCUUUGCCGUCAGCGAUCUCCCUUCGUCUGCCGACAUCGACCGUCACCUGUAAGUUGUUUCGUGUCCGUUUUCACGGGCCGCCUCCCUCACAUCCGACGGGUUCCGAUAGAUCGCCUGAAUGGGAGAAAUCUGGAGAAACCCCUUCGAUUUCUUUUCCAUUGCAAUCUUGUCGACCUGUGGUUUCGUGUACGUUUCCGGCGGCGCCUUCCUCAUCUCUGACGACUUCCAGUAGAUCGCUGUGUUCUGUUAACGGGAGAAAUUUUGAGAAAUCCCUUCGGUUUCUUUCCCGUAGUUAUAUUUUGUCCAUCUGUAAGUGGGUCCGUGUCCGUUUCCAGCGGGCCGGACAGUGCCGCCUCCCUCAUCUCCGACGACUUUCAGUAGAUCGCCGCCGCGCUCCGUUUCCUUUCCAUAGUAAUCUAGUCCACCUGUAAGCGAUUCCUUAUCCGUUUCCAGCGGCCCCGACAGUGCCGCCUCCCUCAUCUCCGACGACUUCCAGUAGAUCGCCGCGGCGGUCCUUAUCUUUUUCCCGUCGGAGAAAUCUGGAGAAAUCCCUUCGAUUUCUUUCCGUUAUCUUGUCGACCUUUGCUGAGCCCUGAAGGCCACCUUUCUCUCUAAUAUGGGUGGAAACGAGUUCCGUUUCUUCCUUUCUUGUGACAUAAAUCUUCCCGUGACCUUCCGGAUUGAGAGACUCGAAGGUUGUCUGCCUAAUCCUCCGGCUGAAAUUGAUUCGCCGACUGGGAACAGAAAUGCAGAGAUUUUCGUGGAGUGCACCUUGCACAUUGAUGGGGCUCCUUUUGGAUUGUCAACAAAAACAAGGUUGGAAGCAUCAGGAUGUCCAUAUUGCUGGAAUGAGCUUAUUACAUUGACUGCAAAGUACCGGGACCUGACUUCACGUGCCCAACUUGCUUUUACUGUUUGGGAUGUCUCAUGUGGUAAUGACAAUGGUUUAGUUGGUGGAGCAACAGUUUUUCUUUUUAAUAGGAAAAAACAGUUGAAAACAGGGAGGCAAAAGCUUCGACUUUGGCCUGGAAAAGAGGCAGAUGGAGCAAUUCCGACAACUACACCAGGAAAGGUCGCCAAGCAUGAGCGUGGUGAGAUAGAACGUCUGGAGAGGCUUGUAAACAAGUAUGAAAGGGGCCAAAUACAACAGAUUGAUUGGUUGGAUCGUCUUACCUUUAAAACUGUUGAUAAAAUUAAGGAAAGAGAAAGCAUUACGAGUGAAAACUCCCACCUUAGCUUGGUUGUAAACUUUUGCAGCUUUGAGCACAGGGUUGUUUUCCAGGAGUCUGGAGCGAAUUUUUUUGCACCAUCCCCUGUAUCUUCGACAAAUGAGCUUGUUACUGUCUGGGAUCCUGAAGUUGGAAGGACAAAUCCUUCAGAGCACAAGCAAUUAAAGCUUGCUAGAAGCUUGACUCGUGGGAUUAUUGAUAGGGAUCUUAAACCAAGUGUUAACGAAAGGAGGUUAAUACAGGGAAUCCUGAAGUAUCCUCCAACACGUGCACUAACUGGUGAUGAGAGACAAUUAUUGUGGAAAUUUCGUUUUUCUUUGAUGUCAGAGAAGAAGGCCCUCACCAAAUUUCUACGCUGUGUUGAAUGGAGUGAUGUUCAGGAAGCAAAACAGGCAAUUGAUUUGAUGGGAAAGUGGGAAACCAUUGAUGUCACCGAUGCAUUGGAGCUUUUGUCUCCUGUUUUUGAAAGUGAAGAAGUUCGUGCAUAUGCUGUGAGUGUUCUUGAGAGGGCUGAUGAUGAGGAACUCAAAUGUUAUUUACUUCAGCUAGUGCAAGCUCUUCGUUUUGAGAGAUCGGAUAAGUCUCGCUUGUCACAUUUUCUUGUGCAACGCUCUUUAUCAAAUAUCGAGAUAGCUAGCUUCCUUCGUUGGUAUGUAGCAGUCGAGCUUCAUGAUCCUGCUUAUGCAAAGCGUUACUAUUGUACUUACGACAUGCUGGAAGAUAGUAUGAUGAGAUUGGAAGCUGGUGUAAAUCAAGAUGAAGAUGGAUUUAAGUUAUGGCAAAGUUUGGUCCGUCAGACGGAAUUGACAGCUCAGUUGUGUUCAAUUAUGAGGGAUGUAAGAAAUGUACGUGGUGGAACACAAAAGAAAAUAGAAAAAUUAAGGCAGCUUCUUUCUGGACUCCUUAGUGAGCUUACCUAUUUUGAUGAGCCUAUUCGAUCACCACUGGCUCCUGGUAUCCUCAUAACUGGUAUUGUGCCAACAGAAUCAUCCAUUUUCAAAAGUGCACUGCAUCCUUUGCGUCUUACAUUUAGGACAGCCAGUGGUGGAACUUGUAAAGUGAUCUUUAAAAAGGGAGAUGAUCUCCGCCAAGAUCAGUUGGUUAUUCAAAUGGUUUCUCUUAUGGAUCGGUUGCUUAAGUUGGAAAAUCUUGACUUACAUUUGACCCCCUACAAAGUUCUUGCUACUGGGCAAGAUGAAGGAAUGUUAGAAUUUAUUCCAUCCAGCUCCCUUGCACAGAUUUUGUCAGAACACCGUAGUAUUGUGAGCUAUCUACAGCGGUUUCACCCUGAUGAAGAUGGACCAUUUGGCAUAACAGCUCAAUGCCUUGAAACAUUUAUAAAAAGUUGUGCAGGCUACUCAGUUAUCACAUAUAUACUGGGUAUAGGUGACAGACAUCUGGAUAACCUCCUCCUUAGAGAUGAUGGUCGUCUAUUUCAUGUGGAUUUUGCCUUUAUAUUGGGUCGAGAUCCCAAGCCAUUUCCACCGCCUAUGAAGCUUUGCAAAGAAAUGGUCGAGGCCAUGGGUGGAGCAGAAAGCCAAUAUUAUACAAGGUUCAAAUCUUAUUGUUGUGAAGCAUACAACAUUUUACGAAAGUCCAGCAACCUUAUAUUGAAUCUCUUUCACCUAAUGGCUGGUUCUAACAUCCCUGACAUAGCUUCUGAUCCUGAAAAGGGGAUUCUCAAGCUUCAAGAGAAGUUUCGAUUGGAUCUGGACGACGAGGACGCCAUCCAUUUUUUCCAGGAUCUCAUAACUGACAGUGUUAGUGCAUUGUUUCCUCAAAUGGUUGAGACCAUUCAUCGUUGGGCUCAAUAUUGGCGGUGACUGAAGUUAUCGAUGGGCCACUAACAUUCUGUGGGCAUGCAGAAACAGAGUCGGUUUCUGGAGACACCUGCAAUGAGGCUUUUUUUUGUGGUCAGAACAACUCGCUGCCGCAACUCAGAUUGUAAAUUAACUAUAUGCUUGUUGGUAUUUUUAUUAUCGGGGAAGAUUGUGGUGUAAAUAUGUGGUGUAAUUAACUAUAAGCCCAGCAUAGUCAUGCGCUGCCAAAAUAGUGAUGCAGAGUUAUAUAUGUGCUCACAGUUACACAUUGGUCUCCUGCUAUGCUUCUUUUUGUUUGUGCAAUUUUACUAUCAAUUAAUAUACUGAAAUGUUGAAGGUUUCA